Messenger RNA from Caenorhabditis angaria, 3577 nucleotides. The record is from the annotation of a GenBank genome assembly. Lineage: Eukaryota; Metazoa; Nematoda; Chromadorea; Rhabditida; Rhabditidae.
AUGUAUCUGUACCUUUUUCUAUGUUCAAUUUUUAUUGAAAAUGCUCUUGGAGCAUUUGUUGAUAUGUCAAGGCAGACUAUGAAUCCAAUUAUGACAACAACAACACCAGUUAAUACAGGUUUGCAUUUUUAUUUUAUUUUGAAAGAUUUCUAAAAAUUGAAAUUGUUAAUUGCCACAUCACAGUUCACGUAGAAAAAUAAAAACGUGAUGUUUAAAAAAAUGCAAAAAGAAAGCACAUUUUGAACGGUCAAGAAUAAUUGUCAAACAUUGAUAUUUGAACAACGGACCGCGUGCCCCUUUUCUUUAUAAUAUUCCAAUUUCUGUUAUAUACCCCUACCAAACCAUAUGACCGACAUUUGCCUGGUCAACUCAUAUAUUUUUCUGCUGUUGUGGGGAAGGGGGAUGAAAGAAUGCUGCUCAAACUGUUCCGCAACAUGUUCGUUGUGACGUCAUCGUUUUACUUCAAAUACUUACUGUAGGUUCAACUGUUUUUUAUUUUUAAACUAAAAAUAAAAACUUGAAAUAACUUUUAUCUACCACUUUUUUCAUUCGAUAAAUACGUUUUCGAAAUUUUUAGCAGGAAACGGCUUUUAAAAUUUUUACUCUCGAAAUCGAAAAUUUACUUUACAUUAUCGAAAAGUACCAGAAACCUAGGAAAACUGACGAUAAAAUUAAAAAAAAGUAUUCAAUAAAAUGUUGGAACUUAUUCCAAUUUUUGUAUAAACAGUUGAACGAAAGAAAACACUAUGACGUCACAACGAACAUGUUGCGGAACAGUUUGAGCAGCAUUCUUUCGUCCCCUUUCCCAUGACAGCAGAAAAAUAUAUCAAUUGACCAGGCAAAUGUCGGUCAUAUGGUUUGAUAGGAGUAUAUAACAGAAAUAGGAAUGUUAUAAAGAAAAGGGGCACGCGGUCCGUUGUUCAAAUAUCAAUGUUUGACAAUUAUUCUUGACCGUUCAAAACGUGCUUUCUUUUUGCAUUUUUUUAAACUUCACGUUUUUAUUUUUCUACGUGAAUUGUGAUGUGGCAAUUAACAAUUUUAGAAAAUUUUUCAAAAUUUGCUCAUUUCAAAAAAAAACGUCUAUGAAAAAAGGCUCCCGUAUUUCAGGCUGUUCUGAUUCUUCUCCAUGCCAAGUUCCAGCAAUUCUUCCAAAAACCAGUCAAUUUUGGCCCAAUUCAGAUGUUCUUGUUGGACUUCAGACCCAAUUGCAAUUAUCUGGAAAUGCACCUGCAGUCACCCAAUCAUCUCUCGAUUCUACUUCAUCUGGAAAUAUUUUUAUUGCUCGAGCUGGUUCGGAUUAUUAUAAAUAUCCUGAAGAUUCGUCGAAUGUUCAGACAAGACAAGCUGGAUUUGGGAAUCAGCAAGGAGUUCAGAGAGAUUCUGGGGAUAAUCAAGGUUGGAAUUCGAGAGUUCAGUGGAACUCGUUUGGAGCAGGAAAUGGAAGGAUGAGUCAGCAGAGCCAACAAUUUGGAAGCCAGAAUUCUGGAUUUGGAAAUUCUAAUUUGAACUCGAAUAAUCAGAACCAGAAUUAUAUGAAUCAAAAUCAACAGGCUUCUAAUGGAUUUGGAGCACAAAGUUCUAAUAGCCAAAACUUUGGGCAACAAAACCAACAAAGUCAGUUUGGAAGCCAAAGUUCCACGAAUCAAAACUCUGGAAACCAAAAUCAACAAGGAUUCUCUGGAUUUGGAACUCAGAAUUCUAACAAUCAGAAUACAAAUAAUUUCGGUCAACAAAAUCAAUCUGGAAAUCAAAAUCAGAACUUUGGCCAACAAAGAUUUGGCUCACAAAAUUCUGGAAAUCCAGGAUUCUCCAAUCAAAGAGAUCAGUCUCAAAAUAAUCAGGCUUCUUCAGGAUUUGGGCAACAGAACUCAAAUCAACAAGGAUUUGGAUCACAAAGUUUUGGAAAUCAGAAUGGCCAAGCUGGAAGUUCAGGAUUCGGAAAUCAAAAUUCAGGACAACAAAAUCAAUUUGGUGGAGCUCAGAAUUCUGCAUUUGGAAAUCAAAAUUCUAAUAAUCAGAAUCAGAACUCAGGAAGCCAACAAGGAUUUGGCUCACAGAUUUCCGGACAACAAAACCAGUUUGGAAAUCAACAAAAUCAACCAGGAUUUUCUGGAACUCAAAAUUCUAGAUUUGGAAAUCAGAACUCAGGUUUCGGCUCGCAGAACUCUGGAAGCCAGGGAUUUUCCAACCAAAGAGAUCAAUCUACAAAUAUGAACAAUCAAGCUGGAAAUGCUGGACAGAUCUUUGGACAACAGAAUCAAGGAAUUCCAGGGCAACAAAAUCAAAACGGAAAUUCUGUGAGUCAGAAUAACUUCGGUCAAGGUGGAAGUUUCGGAAGUCAAGGAUUUACCGGAGCUCAGAAUCAGUUUGGAACUCAACAGAAUCAACCCGGGUUUUCUGGAGCUCAGAAUUCCGGUUUCGGAAACCAAAAUUCUAACUCACAAUCAGGACAACAAAGUUCUGGUAAUCAAGGAUUUCCUGGACAACAAAAUCAAUCCGGAAGUCCAAAUUCUGGAAAUCAACCCGGAUUCGGAAAUCAAAAUGCUAAUAGCCAGAACUCCGGACAACAAGGCUUCGGCUCCCAAAAUUCUGGUAGCCAAGGAGCUCAAAAUUCUGGAUUUCGAAACCAAAAUCAACAAGGAGCUUUCGGAUUUUCAUCACAAAAUUCUAGUAAUUCGGGAUUUCCUGGCCAACAAAAUCAAGCAACUAACAACCAAAAUCCUUUCAUGAAUCAAAAUCAAAACCCUGGACCUCAAAAUCAAGCAGGAAAUCAGAAUCAACAAGUAUUUUCUGGAUUUGGCACCCCGAAUUCACAAUCAGCAAGAUCAACCUCAACUUCUAGAAUUCCCCGAUCGUCCGGAAAUCUGCCGAAUUCAGCAGAAUGGACAUAUAUUCCAGGACCACCCGGUUCAAAUGUAAACUACGUCACGAAUCAGGUAAUUUUAAAACAUUUCACAAUCACUUACAAAAUAUUUCCCAAACAUUCCAGGCCGUAUCAAAUCUGAGCCCAGAAGGUCAACAAAUUGGAGCACAAAUCCAAGUGAGUUUUUUUUUGUGUUGACACCCUUCAAAAAAUAUGUAUAUGUAUAUGAUAAUGAAGGACACUUGAAAUUUGAUUGUCAGAUUUUGAAGAGAGACAAAAAAUGACAUGAUUGUUGGGAAACAGAUGGUGAUUGGAUUUGGGAAGUUUUUUUGGGAAAAAAUUUAAUUUGGAAAUUUAAAAGAUCUCUUAAACACUGAAAUGAGGGAAAAAUAAUUCAAAAACUUCUGAAAAAAAUCAAAUUUUUACCCAAAAUUCCAAAACGCUUUUCUGAAUCGAAAAGUUUAUUCUCAAAAUUUUUUAUAAAACAUUUUUCUACCUGAAUCAUCUACCAAAACUUGAAAAAGUGUUAAUCCCCCGGUUCCUUUUCUCCUAACAUUUUCUAACAAAGAACAAAGAAGAAUUAACACCAUUCCAUUUUUUUUGCAGGCAAUCCGCUCAAAUCUCAACUUGACAAACACCGAAGCGAGCCAACAAAUCCAACAAAUCGUCUCAAAUCUUCCACAAAAUUUGCAAAAUGAAUUGGCCAAUUUUUAA